Messenger RNA from Nymphalis io (European peacock), 3135 nucleotides. RefSeq names its product gastrula zinc finger protein XlCGF57.1-like. Gene Ontology annotation, molecular function: RNA polymerase II cis-regulatory region sequence-specific DNA binding; zinc ion binding; DNA-binding transcription factor activity. The transcript has 6 exons. The record is from RefSeq and is a predicted model, not a curated record. Gene Ontology annotation, cellular component: nucleus. NCBI's taxonomy places the organism in Eukaryota, Metazoa, Arthropoda, Insecta, Lepidoptera, Nymphalidae. Gene Ontology annotation, biological process: regulation of transcription by RNA polymerase II. The coding region runs from base 66 to 1775 and encodes 569 amino acids.
ACAUGAAAACAUAGAACUUUAUUAGAUGUGUCGUAUGCUUAAAUAAUACUUAAAAUUAUGAAAAAAUGACUGAAUUCCAUAAUAUAAGCGGUAUCUGUCGUUGUUGUCACACUCAGGGUACAUUCAAAAGUUUAAGCGAAUCCUGCGUUUACGAGGGACGUCAGGAGAUAUAUUUAAAUAUGUUACAACAAGCUUUUAAUAUAGAUGUCAAACCAAUGCCAGAAAUAGCCACAGCAUUUUCUAUUUGUGAUGUCUGCGCUCCGCGGUUAUGUGAUGCAUAUCUCUUCCACCAACAAGUGUUGUCCUGUGAACAAUCAUUCUACCACUAUUAUAACACACAUUAUAAAGCUACAUUCUGUGAUAAAGAAAUCAAAGAUGAGUUUCUAGAACAAGCACCUGAAGUAAAGGAGGAAUCGCAAUUUGAUCUAAAUGAUGACGGACCCAACCAAAAGUCUGAUGAUGACGAUUUUAGCGAUAGAGGGGACGCGGAUGAUCAGCCCUUAUCCACCCUUAGAAGUCAUUCUGGUCAAGAUACAAGCUGGAUGCCGCUACCUCAAGACAGAGACAGCAAAACCCUUCAGCGAACGAUAUCGAAAAAGUUCAGCUGUGAGAUAUGUGACAAGAAAUUUUCGUACAACGGCUCACUGGAAGUUCACAAACGGAUACACAGCGGCGAGAAAAGCUACCUCUGUCGCAUCUGCGACGCGAGAUACAGUCUCAAUAAAGAACUCAUUAAACACAUAAACACGACGCACUCACUAAACGGCUCGUUCCCGUGCACAGUUUGCGCGAAAGUCUUCGAGAAAGCGCGCCUUUUGAAGAACCACCUAUCCGUGCACUUCGGUGACGAGAAGUUCAAAUGCAGCCAGUGCGAGAAGGAGUUCCAGAGGAAGAAGGGGUUGAAGGAACAUAUGAAGAUACACACGGGCGAGAAGAACUUCACGUGCACCAUUUGUAAUAAGUCGUUCGGCCACAAUCAGACCUUAAAGUCCCACAUAUUGACCCACACGGGGGAGAGGCCUUACGUGUGUGACGUAUGCGGUAGGAGGUUCCCCCAACGGACGCACUUGAAGCGACACAUAUUCAUAAUUCAUACGGGAAUCAAACCCCACAGGUGUAAAGUGUGCAAUAAACAAUUUUCGAGUAAAAGCUACUUGUCGAUACACCAGCGGCAGCACACGGGCGAGAGGCCGUUCGCGUGCGAGGUGUGUAAGAAGGACUUCACGGCGUACACCACGCUGAAGGUCCACAUGCGAGUGCACACCGGCCUCAAACCGUAUAUAUGUUCGUUCUGUGAUCGGCAGUUCGCACAGAUGGCGAGUUUCAAACUCCACGAACGGACGCACACAGGCGAACGGCCGUUCUCUUGCAAAGUCUGCAAGAAAGCCUUUUCGGACAACGGCUACUUGAAGAUACACAUGCGUGUACACACGGGCGAGAAACCUUUCAACUGUGACGUGUGCAAGCGUUCGUUCCGAGAGACGGGUCAGCUGAAACGCCACAUGCGUGUACACACGGGCGUUAAACCGUACACGUGUAAAGUGUGUAAUAAACAAAUCGGUAAUUUGUCGAAACAUAUGCGCGUUCAUUCGGACGAGAAACCGUUUAACUGUAAUAUAUGUAAAAAACAGUUUUCUAUAAAUGGUAAUUUGAAGCUGCACAUGCGCGUGCACACCGGGGAGCGGCCGUUCAGCUGUGACGUGUGUAACAGUCACUUCACACAGAGCAGUGGUCUGAAAAGGCAUAAAUGUGUUCAUAUCGGCAAAAUUGAUUGAGAUAUUAGCUGGAAAGAGAAUUUCAUAUUUAAGCAAUACUAAAGUAGAUUUGUAAAUGAAAAAAGCUUUAUUCGUUAAACAUUUAAACAAAAAACAUAUAACAUAAGUUCCUAAAUUAAAAAAAAAUAUAUAUAUAUAAGGCUGUAUGGUAACCUACCUUUUUCCUAUUACAAAAGGUUCCAAUAAAUAAGAAAAAAGGUAUAAGAAUAUUAUGUACAGCCAUCGAUGCCCAAAUAAAAUCAAACAAUGUUAUAUAUUUUAAUGAUAAAUAAUAAAAUAUAAAUCACUAAUUUACAAGAAUUGUCAGUGUCGUAUGACAUGCAGUGUCCGGUAGCCGGCACACAGUGUAGUCCAACGAUUCAAUAAUAGCUCUGCAAUAAUAUACAAACAUUAUUGUUGUUUUUCAUUAAUAUAUCUUUAUUUAUAAUACAACACUAUUCAACAUAACUACUCAUAUCCCCUUUAAUUUUACUUCCAAAGACCCGAGCUACUUAGGAACCAAAUCCAAUGAACGCCACAGAUUAUUAAGAUCUCGACCAGUUAUGUCAUGUCUUUUAUCAUCUAUAUAAUCUUAUUUAUUGUUAUAUUUGCGUUUAUAUGAAAUGAAAAAUAUAUAUUUGGCUCUCAUAUUCUAUGGAUGUGCUUUAUCCAUAUGGUCUAUCGUGUUAGCUGAUUUUUAUAAUUAAUUCUAAUGUUUUGUUGGAAAGCAAAAAGUUAACAGUUUUGUUCACGAUGUAUUAAUUUAUGUAAGAACAUAUGAAAAAUAAUAUAAGCAGCAAAGUUGGCAUAAAUUCAAUGUUCCUAAAAUUUUAUACUUUGUUUAUUACCUAGGUAAAGGGUAAGUAGGGAUUAUAAAGCAAACGGGGGAGCGGUCGCUUCUGUGUCCGUCUGAACACUCAAAAAUUUCACCUUCCGCCUUGAUUUUCGGUUUUCACCAAUGGUAGGAGUGAUAAAUGAGUUAUGAGGAAGAUCUAGUUCUAGACGUAUAAUUUGUUAAGGUAUUUAGUGGAAGCCUGUGAAUGUGUCACAAUUAGUGUAAGGUCUCCCCUCUUAAGGGGAAGUUUCGAAGGUUAUUCCGUCACUCCAAAGCAUAGGACUAUUAGCUGACAAUACUACCUCACGAUGUUCUUCACCACCGAGCACGAGUUGAAUUUAAAAAAAAAAAACAAAAAUUUUUGUUUAUAUCCACUUCAUCUAUUGAGUAAGUAUGGAUUAACAUUAAUAAAAAAAUAGUUUUUUAGUUUUAACAAUCGCUCAAAUAUAAUAUUGUACUUAAAAACAUUUUUACUAAAUUAUAUGAUUUUUAUAUGUGACAAUGAUGUACGAAGAUUUAUGUAAAUAAUAAUUAAUAUAUUUUCUG